This is a messenger RNA of Saccostrea cuccullata (small rock oyster), 491 nucleotides long. Its product is annotated as heat shock 70 kDa protein 12B-like. Bases 6 to 491 code for a protein of 161 amino acids. The transcript is spliced from 2 exons. The record is from RefSeq and is a predicted model, not a curated record. Lineage: Eukaryota; Metazoa; Mollusca; Bivalvia; Ostreida; Ostreidae.
CGGAAAUGAAUUCAACAAAGACCACUCCUAGUUUGACUAGUAACAAACAUAGCCAUCUUGAGAAAAUCCCCACUGUUCUUCUGCUAGAUAAAGACCUGCAAAUUCAUUCAUUUGGACAUAAAGCAAGAGAGGAGUACACACACCUUCGAGGACAAAAGGAAGCCGAAGAGGUCUUUUACUUCGAAAACUUCAUGACUUUGAUAUAUGAGGCAAGCACAAAGAGUAUGGAUAGAAGCAUUCAAAUACCUGACGCAAAAGGAAGGAAUGUUAGUGCCGAAAUCAUCAUAAGCCGAUGUGCCUCGUAUAUGAUAGAACGAGCAAUAAGACAUAUUCGGGAAGAGUUUGCACACGUUCUGCUGAGUAACUUUAUGUUUGUCUUUACCUUGACAACAUUUUGGUCUUUAGGAGAUGAAUUUUUCCAGGAUGCUCUAAGUGAUGUAAAUAAUAAGACAUACAUCAACUCAAGCCUUUUCUUAAAACAGUUAUUUUAA